This is a messenger RNA of Peromyscus californicus insignis, 1168 nucleotides long. RefSeq names its product lymphocyte antigen 6 complex locus protein G6d-like. Gene Ontology annotation, cellular component: external side of plasma membrane. The transcript is spliced from 6 exons. Gene Ontology annotation, biological process: acetylcholine receptor signaling pathway. Bases 17 to 1168 code for a protein of 383 amino acids. Gene Ontology annotation, molecular function: acetylcholine receptor inhibitor activity. The record is from RefSeq and is a predicted model, not a curated record. Lineage: Eukaryota; Metazoa; Chordata; Mammalia; Rodentia; Cricetidae.
UUGGCAGGCUCUCCCCAUGGCAGUCACAGUUGCCCUCCUCCUCCUCCUGUGCUUGUGUGGGCACCCCCAGGCUGCUGCAGACAGCAUCCAGACCGUCUAUGUGGUCUCAGGGGAGUCAGUGGAGCUGCCGUGUCCUUCACCACCCUCCCUACGUGGGGGCCAGCUCCUAACCUGGUUCCGCAGCCCUGCAGAAGGCUCCUCCACCAUCUUGGUGACCCAGAUCCAAGUAGACAGGCCAGUCUCAGAUCUGGGGAAACCUGAAAAUGAUUCAAGGUUCAAACCUCUUGGGAACUAUUCCUUAUUGCUGGAGGGGUCCAGGGAUGAAGAUGCUGGGCGGUACUGGUGCACUGUGAUGGAUCAGAACCACAAGUACCAGAACUGGAGGGUGUACGAUGUCUCCGUGCUCAAAGGAUCCCAGUUCUCUGUGAAGUCUCCAGAUGGCCCCUCUUGCUCUGCCCUCCUGUGCUCUGUGGUCCCCGCCAGGCGUCUGGACUCUGUGACCUGGCUAGAGGGGAGGAAUCCCGUGAGAGGACACGCUCAGUACUUUUGGGGAGAUGGGGCUGCCCUGCUAUUGGUGUGUCCUGGAGAGGGGCUUCCUGAGACCAGGGGCCGCAGGCCGAGGAACAUCCGAUGCCUUAUGCCUCAGAACAAAAGAUUCAGCUUUAGUCUGGCAGCUUCCACAGAACCUUCUCCCAUAGUUUGUGCCUCUGUCCCGAGCUGGGAUGUGUCCCGGGUACUGAUGCUGUUGUUCACAGCGGGCCAAGGAGUCACCAUCAUAGUUCUCAGCAUUGUGCUCUGGAGGCGGAGGGCCCAGAGGUCUCCGGACAGAGGACACCGCAUGCGAUGCUAUGACUGUGGUGGCCCCAGCAACUCCUGCAAGCAGACCGUGAUCACCUGUGGUGAGGGUGAGCGCUGCGGCUUCCUGGACCGCAAACCCAACCCAGGACAAGCCAAGCAACCCUCCGUGACCUUGGGUCAGCACCACCCCGCCUGUGUGGCCACCCACCAUUGCAACCAAGUGGACAUAGAGUCAGUGGGAGGUGUGACUUUCACAACCCAAAAAAACUGCUGCUUCGGAGACCUGUGCAACGGCGCCGUGGUGAGCUCCGUGACCCCUUCCUGUAUCUUGGCGGCAGCUGUUACCACCCUGGCCUGGCUCUUGCCGUGA